This is a messenger RNA of Oryza brachyantha (malo sina), 2078 nucleotides long. RefSeq lists its product as uncharacterized. The record is from RefSeq and is a predicted model, not a curated record. The transcript has 5 exons. Gene Ontology annotation, cellular component: membrane. Lineage: Eukaryota; Viridiplantae; Streptophyta; Magnoliopsida; Poales; Poaceae. Gene Ontology annotation, biological process: Golgi vesicle transport. The coding region runs from base 196 to 1278 and encodes 360 amino acids.
GCUGCCUGUGCGUGCCUAGCGCCGAGCGCGAGAAGGCGAGCGCCAUUUCGCCGAGAGAGAGAGUUAAUAAUAGGCAGCGGCGAGCGGAAGCGAAACAGCGAGCCCCCUCGACGUGAGGGAGGGGGGGUCUCGCCAUUCCCGUUGCGUUUUCCCCUUCCGGCCUCGGCUCCCCCUCCCGCGCGCUCCCUCCUCGCGAUGGCGACGUCGUUCGACCGCUGGGAGAAGGACCCCUUCUUCCCCGCCGCCGAGGAGGUGCAGCAAUCCGCCGACCGCAUGGAGUCGGUGUACAGGAUAUGGGUGCAGGGUAGGAGCGGGGGUGAUUCGGAGGCGGCUGCUGCCGUCGGCGGAGGAGGAGGGCUCCCCGCCGGCGAGCUGCGCCGGGAGCUGCACACUGCGCUCGGGACCGCCAAGUGGCAGCUUGAUGAAUUGGAGCGGGCGAUUAGAUCAAAUGACAAGUUUUUCUGUUCUGGAAAGGAUACAAAAGCACGGCGUGAUGACUUCGUUGCGGCAAUUGGUUAUCGCAUACUUGAGGUUGAGAACAACUUGAAAGAAUCCAAUGUGUCAGAGGGAAGAGGGGCCCUAAGGUGGAUUGAUUUGGAUGAGGAUGAACGGAUUGAUCUUGCAGCCUUCCUAUCUGCAAGCUCUUUUCAACAGCAAGACAAAGUAGUUACACUUCCAUCUGUUGGUGAUAUUGAAGUUGGCAACAAUGCAGCAAUGGUGAAAAAGGAUAUGUCAGCUGACAGCUCCAAGGAAUCUGGCUCUGCAGAGUUGAGUUCAGCAAGAGCAAAGGAAGAAAUGCGUCGUGGGCACAGAAGGGCUGCUAGUGCCCAUGCUGAUAUUGGGUCAUGGACUAUGUUAUCUCCAAAUGAGUGCGAGAGUGCUGCUGAUCUAUCAUAUGAUGGACAACACCAAGAACCUUUGUUGAAGAUAGUGAAAACUUGUGCACUGACGAGUGCCUUGCAGUCUAAGCCUAGGACGAAGAAAAAGGGUGGAUCUGUGAAAUGGGCAGCUGUUGACCAACAAGAUGUGGAAGAAACAAUCCCUCUGAGUUCUCAGAUGGCUCAGGGAUCAGAUGGAUGCUUUGAAAGAAGCAAGAGUUGCGCAAGUACUUGCGAUGGGAGUAUAUGCAAUAAGAAACUUUAUGGUUGGCUUGGAGCCCUGCAUAGACGAUUGCAGAGGUCGCAAUAUCAAAUUCGAUAUGGGCACCCUGUUCAAUUAAUUGUGUUAGCAGCUGCUGUUCUCUUAAUAUUCAUGUGUGUAUUCAAGAAAAUUUGGUGACUUUUUAUGAGCCGAUGAUUUCCUUAGAAGCCUCAUGAGAUGAGCAGCUUGCGAGGUGCUACCAUUUGCCUGUAUGUUACUACUGGUGUUCAACUGGCGGCUGCGGCAUGAAGAAUGAUCAAACUGGAGGAACCUGUCGCACUGACUGUAUGGAUGCGUGCUGCACCAUUAUAUCGCUGGCAAAUGCAGUGUGCGGUCCGUUGCCUGUAUGAUAAUGAUGAACCUCAAGGUCUUGAUCCUGACCAUGGCCACUUGACAUGUGGAACAGUGUAAGGGCCUGCUUUGGAAAGUUGGAAGAAAUGGUAAAUUUCCUUUCGGAAUUAUAUUUCACCUGAACCGUCAUAGUUGGUUCCAUAGGAAUAGGUUCUGAAGUGAACCGUGCAAGAUGACAGAAUAAUCGCAACAGAAUCAGUAGUUUGCCCGGGCGUCCUGUUUGUUUGGGCACUGGAAUUAGAGUUUUGCAGUUCUCCAUUUCGUUAGAUAGGCUAUUACAGGAGCUACCAUUGGCUCCUAUUGAUUUUGCAACGGCUAAUUUCAGAUCAAGUCAACCUGGACGAGAAAUUUUACUGUACAGGCAGUGAGUCCUUUUGGGGCGUCCACUCCUUUCUAGAUAGCCAUAGAUGUAUUGUGAUAUUUGAAACUUCUGGUGAAUAUUUAUGGUGGAUAUUUAUGGGGUUGUUUGGUUGGUUACCAUAACUUGUCUAAGCUUGCUACAUCUUAAGUUAGCCAAAUUUGACCAUGUUAGGUGUGUGUUUGGUUUGUGCCAUACUUAUGACAAGAUUUCCUUUUUAAUAUAUAGG